Molecule: messenger RNA, 2249 nt
Organism: Gallus gallus (chicken)
Lineage: Eukaryota; Metazoa; Chordata; Aves; Galliformes; Phasianidae
Gene: TMEM177
Product: transmembrane protein 177
Exons: 3
Coding region: 479-1411 (310 amino acids)
Source: RefSeq, a predicted model, not a curated record
CUCUUCCGCCCUCCUCAUGCCGCCCGUCGGAGCCCCGCCUCGGCAGCAGCCGCGGCGCGGGAGCCCCGGUUGCCACUGAAAGGAUGCCGGUGUUUGAAAAUAGCUGUUUGCUGAGUGAGACAGAACCACAGCCUGGCAGGUGAUAUCUGAAAGACUAGAAGAAGAACGUACUGUUCUUUUUCUUUGCAUUUGGAAGUUGAUUAUCCAUUAGAAGAAACUCCAAAGGCCAAUUCUGUCUCCUGGAAUUUUCCAAUCAAGAUAUGAUCCCAUUUUGGAUGUCGUAGUUAAGCUCAAGUUACUGCGUUCAGUUUUGAGGUAACUAAAUGAAAUUCUUGGAGAUGUACAGGGGAGGAAGUUAGGGUAGGUUCAUCUGGUUAUUGUCUCUUCCUGGCCUUAAUAUCCGCAGUCUGUUGCCGUAGCGGAGUGCAGCAGUAGCACUGUGCUGGCAAGGAGUACUGCAUCGGGUUAGGAUUUGACUAUGGGAGCGCGGUUCCUGCGGAAGGCAUCUGUCUGGUUAAAGAAGCACAAGAUCACUUUGUUGGCUACUUCUUGCGUGGGACUGUUUGGCGCUAACCUUUCCUAUCACGUAUUUCCUGAACAGACGUUCAAACUGUUGCACGAGUGCUGGUCAGAUGGGCGGCCAGCUGAGCUUUCUCAGAGUCUCUGUGCUGUCUUUCAGGAUGUCCUUCAAGAUACUGCAGUGAAGUCCGCCAACUACCAAGCCUUUGCAGCUUCUGGCUUCCACCCGGUCAGUGCUGGAAUCCCCUGGCUGCCUGCGGGUUCUUUGGUGGGCAUCCCUCCUAAUUUUGAUAGCACAAUUGAGGAUAAAAGAGGAAUAGUCGACCACGUUGUUGUGAUCGGUGGCAAGGAAGUAGACUGGGAAAGCAACGAAGGUGUUGCUUUGAAGGAAGCUCUGACGUUUUCACUUGAAGCGCAGAAGUUUGCACUUGCCAGAGAAGUUGUGUAUUUGCAGAAUGGCAGCCCCUUAGCAAGUGCAGCUGUGGCUCCAACGUGCUUAGCUGGUACGUGUCUCUGUGGGACAGUUAUAAAGGUAGUUUUGGGUCUGUAUUCUGGCCCCAGGGUACUUCGCAGCAUCUGUAACCUCAUCAUUGCUGCCGCUGGACUAAUCCUCUAUUACAUUUCUUAUGAUGCUAUGACCUAUCACCUGGACUGCAAGGCUGACAGGAAUGCAGCUACUGUAUCCAAAGACUAUGCCAAAGGUGGGGUGGAAUUUUAUGACAAAAUCCUGUCCCGCAACAGGAUUCUUCGUGCUCUGAUGGGCAAAGAAGGGACAAAAAUAUAUGCCCCGAGUGGUAACAUUUUCCCAAGGCACUGGUUCAGAAUAAAGUAUACCCCGUACACUUACCGGAGAGAUUUAAUUGUUAAUAUUUUAAAAGAGCUCCAGGCAUAGGAAGGGAGUGCUUGAAUUUUAAACUUGUAAAUUAUGUAUUCUCUUUGGAACACUGCUGUGCUGCCUUUUUUUUCCCCUUCUCUGUGUCUUCAUUAGAAUUUUGGGGUUUAUUUUUGCAUAUAGUUUGGAAGGAGUUAUUGCACAUUUCGUGAAUAAAGAAUUCUCUCUUAAAAUAUUAAAGAGCUGCUUCAAAAGUGUUCUGCUCUGUGUGCAUCUUAAAUCACAAGAGCACUGAAGAAGGGAGCUGCUCAGAUGCUUAUCUGGAAGUUGUGCUGUUCUGUUCCCCCUUACUGCCAGUUCCAGGCUGGAAAAGGGAAAGGGUAAAGUCAAACAGAGUUUUGGGAUCAUUAUCAUUUAAACAUGGGUAGUUUUGUGCGUUUUUGCCAUUCCUCCUAUGGUACAGCCCUAAGAUGUUGAAACGACUGGGAGUCUGUGUUGUUCAGUUACAUAAGUACUGAGACACAGCACUUUUGUUCUGUGUAAGCUCUUAACGCUGUGUAAAUUCUUACAGUACAAUCACCAUUCUUCAGUAGGGCAUGCUCGUUAUGCUGCCAUUUACAUGAGUACAGCUAGAUUAUUAUCUAUCCAAAUCUGGUUUCAUCAGGAUGUCACUGUGACUGCAGUGAGUAUGGGUGUCUCAACAGCAGGACUAUGCAACCAACAUCUGCCAUAGGUUGGGUGUUUUCUCACAAGUGGGAUCAUGCUGUUCAGAAGACGGACUUCAGUUUGCUUUGAUAUGGCUUUCAUUUCAUUUUAAAGUACAUCUCGAUUUUUUUAAUCAACUUUUAUGUCAAGGAAUAAAGGCAAGGUCAAAGAAAUAAAUCUUUAUCCAUCACAA